UCACUCCUGGACUUGCACACCCCAUAGCUGAGCACCCGAAGCUGUCCGGCUGGUAAAUAAUUUAACCGACAAGAACGACAAUAUUUCCGACGCCUUUUCAUACAGGUAGCACGCAGGGCGUCAGUUUGCCGAACCAUUUCAUUUGGGGAAGUUGACAUUACCAGCCUGUGGGACGCUUGACUAUUCGCUACAGCAGUUCUUGACCAGUGCGGUGUACACACAGUGUUGGAAUAGUUGGAAAUAGUGGAAAUCAUGGAUGGAACGGGCACGACAGAUCCGCCGCCGUACGAUCAGAUCAAUCGUCCCGUGGCGGCUGCCUAUCCCCACCAGCAAACGCCAACGGCAGAUCCGUUCAAGUCCGCUAACUUGCACACCCGGGAACCGCCAUCGUUGCAGACCACAGUGAUCGUCACGAGCCCUCAGGUUGGUCCGGAUCCGACCACCAUCAUCUGUCCGUCCUGUCGUGCGACGGUGGUAACGAGGCUGGAGUAUGAAACCACCACCAAGACGCAUUUGUGUGCCGGUUUGUUGUGUCUGUUCCUUUGCUGGCCAUGUGCGUUCGUGCCGUACUGUUCAACCGCCUGCCGAGAUGCUAACCAUUACUGUCCGAACUGUGGAUCAUUUAUCGGCACGUACCGGAAGUAGAGAACGAUGAUCGAUUUUACUAUUACGUUAUGGCAAGCUUAAAACCAUUCUUUACACUAAUGUUUGUGCGUGUGUGUGUUUUUUGUGCUUUGUACGUAAAAGUGUACGCACUGCUAAUGACUCUUUAUCAGUAAAUAUCGUGUUGAGAAUUCGAAAUCGUUACCCCAAAAAUAAUGUGAACCGAGAAGUACAACGAGGCGCGAAAUCAAACCAACAUUGCGACACGUUUUGUAGAUAAGAUAGGGAACGAUACGAACCAGCACGAUAGCCACAGUACCAAUGGAAUACGAAAUUUGCUACAUAUUUUAGGUUAUGGUUAAAUUUGGCAAAAAAAAGAAGGCUUCAAUGGAUAUUUGGAAAAUGAAAAUCCGUGGUACUAUUGUGAAUGUAAACUACCAUUGAUAGUAGUAUCCUUUUAGGUAGGAUAUCAAAUUAGUCUUACAUUAAAUUGUAUUAAAAAGUACUGGAACAGCUCCGUCAAGUAUCAUUCUUCAGAAACAAUCAAUAAACGAAUGUUACUAAAAAAAUAAAUAAAUAAAUAAAUAAAUAAAUAAGCUUGUACAAUUUAUCACAAAGCGUUACGGGCUGACAAAUUUGCUUACAAGACUUAUCAUGCGUGAAAAUAAAUAGAAAUCAGCGUUCCAACAUUGUGUGACAUCUGUUUGUAAUAAAUGUAAAAGACCCUUUA
Anopheles funestus (African malaria mosquito) is the source of this 1333-nucleotide messenger RNA. RefSeq names its product lipopolysaccharide-induced tumor necrosis factor-alpha factor homolog. Bases 253 to 645 code for a protein of 130 amino acids. Gene Ontology annotation, molecular function: zinc ion binding. Lineage: Eukaryota; Metazoa; Arthropoda; Insecta; Diptera; Culicidae. The transcript is spliced from 3 exons. The record is from RefSeq and is a predicted model, not a curated record.